Messenger RNA from Felis catus (domestic cat), 1554 nucleotides. It is a transcript of the gene ALX1, whose product is annotated as ALX homeobox 1. Gene Ontology annotation, biological process: embryonic skeletal system morphogenesis; positive regulation of transcription by RNA polymerase II; negative regulation of DNA-templated transcription. The transcript is spliced from 4 exons. The coding region runs from base 259 to 1239 and encodes 326 amino acids. NCBI's taxonomy places the organism in Eukaryota, Metazoa, Chordata, Mammalia, Carnivora, Felidae. Gene Ontology annotation, molecular function: DNA-binding transcription activator activity, RNA polymerase II-specific; RNA polymerase II transcription regulatory region sequence-specific DNA binding. The record is from RefSeq and is a predicted model, not a curated record.
UCGCCUGCCUAUUUUCAUAUUCAUUAGAACUGGGAGGUUGCCCGAAGAGCCCAGCUGAGUUUCAAGAUAUAAAAGCGACUUCGGGUGCCCCCUUUCCAGCCGGGACGUAUUAAAGGGCUCGGAGCCGGGCAGCUCCCGGCGCCGAAGCGCUCGCUUCCCCUUCCCUCCUCUGCCCUCCCUUCUCCCGCCCACUUGCUCCCUCCCCCAGCGCUCUCCAGCCUCCGCGCCCCUGGAGCUCCGCAACAACCUUCCAGGAUUAUGGAGUUUCUGAGCGAGAAGUUUGCCCUCAAGAGCCCGCCGAGUAAAAACAGUGACUUCUACAUGGGCGCAGGAGGCGCAUUGGAGCACGUUAUGGAGACGCUGGACAAUGAGUCCUUUUACAGCAAAGCGUCGGCGGGCAAAUGCGUGCAGGCCUUCGGGCCCCUGCCCCGCGCCGAGCAUCACGUGCGCCUGGAGAGAGCCUCGCCCUGUCAGGACAGCGGCGUGAACUAUGGCAUCACUAAAGGCGAAGGACAGCCUCUUCAUCCCGAGCUAAACAGAGCUAUGGACAACUGUAACAGUCUCCGAAUGUCUCCCGUGAAGGGGAUGCCAGAAAAGGGAGAACUAGAUGAACUUGGGGAUAAAUGUGACAGCAACGUAUCCAGCAGCAAGAAGCGGAGACACAGAACCACCUUCACCAGCCUGCAGCUCGAGGAGCUGGAGAAGGUCUUUCAGAAAACCCAUUACCCGGAUGUAUACGUCAGAGAACAGCUUGCUCUGAGGACUGAGCUCACGGAGGCCAGAGUCCAGGUUUGGUUUCAAAAUCGAAGGGCCAAGUGGAGAAAAAGAGAACGUUAUGGCCAAAUACAACAAGCUAAAAGCCAUUUUGCUGCCACCUAUGAUAUAUCAGUUUUGCCAAGGACUGACAGCUAUCCACAGAUUCAGAACAAUUUGUGGGCAGGAAAUGCGAGUGGCGGUUCUGUGGUUACUUCAGGCAUGUUACCACGUGACACUUCCUCGUGUAUGACACCUUAUUCUCACUCGCCUCGGACAGAUUCCAGUUACACAGGGUUUUCACACCACCAGAACCAGUUCAGCCACGUGCCCCUCAACAAUUUUUUCACUGACUCUCUUCUGACUGGGGCUACCAAUGGACAUGCAUUUGAAACAAAGCCAGAAUUCGAAAGGAGGUCUUCCAGUAUUGCAGUCCUUCGAAUGAAAGCCAAGGAGCACACUGCCAAUAUUUCAUGGGCCAUGUAACAUACAGUACUCUUUUAUUUUUCUUUUAAUGGCAAAGUAAAACAUUCUAUUUCUCAUAUUUAAAGGAUACCACAAUAAGCUGCUGUGUGUGGAAUUGCUAAAGGUCAAGAUAUACAGUGAGACCAGCUUAAAUGAAUAGUCGUUAUUAUUUAACAUUAAAAUCUAAGAAUGAACCUCUGGAAAGACUAAAUAGAUUUACCAUCCAUCAGUCUCCACAAACGCUGUUUUAGUAGUAACAUUUUUUUUUUCUAUUGUACAAGUCGAUGAAAUACGAUCAUGCAACUUCUUAAAAGAAUAAAUGUAUUAAACAAAUUC